Leptosia nina is the source of this 5277-nucleotide messenger RNA. Lineage: Eukaryota; Metazoa; Arthropoda; Insecta; Lepidoptera; Pieridae. The record is from the annotation of a GenBank genome assembly.
AUGGCUACGUUAGAAAAUAGACUUAGUCGAAGGAAAGGAAAACCUGGUGGUGAAUCAUAUAGGUUAGACACUAAAAAUAAAACACCCGAAGAAAAUAUUGUAGAUAUCAUUCAAGGUUUAUACUUGAAGAAACAUUUGCACAAUGAUACUUCACCUACUACCAAGACUAUGCCUACAGAAUAUAGGUCAGGCCUUCGGACCACACAGAAAAAUACUUAUGAAAGUAUAAGAGUUUCAUAUCUCACUGCUUUGGUUCACUUAUGUAAAGAAUACAGGAAUAAUUUAGGGUUUUCAACUGAUGAAUUAAUGACAUGUAUCCGUGUUAGUCUAGUUGAUGAGUCUAUGCUUAUGCGAGCCACUGCAUUAAGAGUCCUCAGAUAUUUAAUACAAAAUGAAAGUGAUGUUGCUACCUUCAAUGCAUUGAAGUUGCCAUAUCUUGUUAUAAGAUCAAUGGAUUUAAUGCUCCGCAAUGAAGAAGAACGUGCACAAGCAUUACGUGUUGUUAGACGGAUAAUUGCAGUUGUAGGAGGCACAGAGCCGUCUAUAAGACGUCACAGGGCUGCUUACAUUGAACAGGGUCUGUUGCGGUGUCUUGCAUCAGUUGCUCGUGCUGGAAGUGCUGGUGAUGGAUCUGGUGAUAGGCUUUCAAGGCCAGCUAUAGCAACGUUAGCCGAAAUAUGUGUAUUAAAUCCGGAUUUAUUUAUAUCCUGUGGUGGGGUGACCGCUGUAACUAGACAGCUGGCAGAGUGUGCCACGCCUCGGAUGGCUGAAGCUCUGUGUGGAGUGCUAUUGCAUAUUAUAAAUGAUCCGCACUCUCGUACUAAUGCCAGGGUCGAUUUGACGUGCCUAAACUCUCCUUAUUGUGAUUUUCAUUUUCGUCCAUCUGGGACUGAUACCAGCAGGGAUGAAAGGGAAAUGCGUUUUACAUGCAGCCGUCUAGCAUUGCUAUGCGUGCUGCGUAGCUGGCCUGGUCUUUUACAUUUCUGUCAUCCGCGUGCUGCUGGAGGUCUGCGCGCAUUAGUCGCAGCUCUCUAUCUACCUCGGUUAGAGGUCCGAAAAGCUAUACUGGACCUUCUUUAUGAAUUGGUUGGUCUGCGCCAGCCUGAAUGGACAGAUGAGAUUUCAGUUGCUUUAGACGCUGUGGACCCAUCAGAUUUUCAGGAUUCAUGGCGCCUAAAUGAAGAUUUUGUUGCCGCUGAAGGAAUAGCUAUACUACCUCAUCUUGGUGCUACUGGUCCUGAUAUAAUUGAAAUUCAUCUUGCCUUAUUACUUCAGUGCUUUCUAGAGGCUGGACUUCUAGACAGCUUAGCAGAAGUAAUAGUGACAAGUGAUACAUUUAUAUCAGUCAGAGCGACUGUAUUGUUAGGGCAACUACUGCAUUUGGUGCAUGUGUUACUACCCCCUCAAAUUUGUAAUAUAACGCCAGCGUUACCUGCAUUGGUUUCACAAGCGUCCGCGGGUAAACCGCAAGCAUUGGCAGCUGUUGCGGCUUUGCAAAGACUGCACUCCAUGUUGGAAGCGAGACCGGCUAGCAAUAGCCUUUUCUUGGAUCAUAUCAUUAAGUACUGUAGUGGAACGUAUAAAACCAGAAUAGAGGAUGUCUCGAAGAGCCGAAAAGAGAAAGACAAUGCAAACAGAGUCAGACCGAAAUAUAAUAAUGAAUCAGAUACGGAAGAGGAACCGAAGCAACGGCAUAGUGUUGGUUCAAGAGCAGACGUGGCCACGAGGAACGUUAGCGCUUUAGUGAAAAGUAAAAGUGUGAGUUCUCGGACUAGUGCCGCUGUAAGCAAAGUGACUAAAUCGGCGAAAUUCUUCAGCUUGUUCGAGCGAGAGAGCGACAGCUUGAUUCGAUCGUCGUUGGUGAUGCAGAACAAGGACGGCAAUACAUGGAACUGGGAGAUAAUUCGGACGAUACUUAAGGAAGCUGAGACGACGUUACUGAAUUUAAACGACAGUGGUCACAAGGCGUGGGCGGGUCGGAUUAUAAACUACCUUAAGCCGUCCUCAAACAAAUACUCUCACACUGAUCUUUCAACUAAUUGCAACGGCCACUCAGCCACGCGUGCCGGCUGCCAACUUAUAAGGCAUCUUUUGAGACAUAACGAUGUGGAUUCUCAAAAAUUCCUGGAAGACUUGUUUAAUGACGUCAGUCAGCAGAUAGUGGCUAUUCAGACGGGGAAGAAAGCUCACGAAUGUCUCUUCAGCCCGCAACACAUGUGCAACACUAUGUGCCAAAUGUAUUUCCUGUUUAUUGGACAACUCUGUCACUCCAACACUGGACUAAGACUAUUCAAGAAAUCUAAGCUUUAUGAGAACCUCUUGGAAUUAGCGACAAAAACCCACCACAGCUGUUAUGUGAAACUGGUAAUAUCCAGUUUGGAUUACACACUCGAUGCCUGUCCACGGGACAUCCUCGCCAAAACACUGACUUGUAACAACCAGGCGUCACGACUGUACGCAACCCAGUUCCUCAAUGUCCUCAUACGCGCGUCCAGAAAGUCGAGAGAUCUAAUCCGCAAGAAGGCUAAAUUAAAAAAGAAUUUACUCCAAGAGCAUUGGAAGUCUUCGCGGGACGAAGAAUUCAUGGAAGGAGUGGAUAUGGAUACAUGGCUGAUGCAGAUGCUGGUCGGGCAAAUUAAGGACGAGUCGAAGAUUGUCGUCAAGAACGCUUUGGCCAUUUUGGAAGAAGCUUACACUGUUCCAGUAUAUCAAGACAAACUAAUGUCGCUGAGAGACAUGCUGGGCGAGAAUUGUCAAUUAGAACGAGAAGCAGAGGCCUGUGUAGCUGAAUCGUCAGCGGGUGGCGACCGUGGCUAUUUGCUGUGGCUCGCCGUGCAGCUAGCAGCCACAAGGCACUCGCCACACGACGAUUCUGUGGCUUUCAUCAACAAGCAUAUGCACUACUGGGACAAAUCGUAUAACUACAGAUACGUACGACUGGUGGAAGCCGAGGUACACGAAGCGUUGACGCUAAGUGAAGGGGUGCGACGCGCGCGCGGAACUAGACGCAGUGCCCGCCCACCUCCGCACAUAUUGUCAGCGUUGUCCAUGCUGGCUUCUCCCGCUGUUAAUUCGCCAAUGGUGUCACCACCCUUUGUUAGGCCUUUACUAGCCGCCGCUCUACCACCACACUAUAAGAUCCUACAAUGCAAAAGCUGUUCAAGCGAACAAGAAGUAAUGGACCUAAAAGCGUCCCUUUGGGCGGUCGGAAACACCGCUGUGACACCUACUGGUUUGCAGCUGCUAAUGGCACUGUCCAACAACUCAUUAGAAGACUCAAUCCCAGUCCACAUAGUCCGCCUUGCGAAGUUCUGCCCAGUGUACUCUGUUCGGGCCACCGCCUUUUACAUACUUGGACUCCUAGGCAGCACGUACGACGGUGCUAACUUGCUCUCAGAAUUGGGUUGGCUCUGCGUCCGGCACACUCGUCACGACCAGUUUCCGGUUAUCACGGACGAGAAUUUCAUUCAGUCGCUGGAUACCAAUGAAAAAGGAUACGUGACGUCACCCGAUCGUAAAUUCAACAACACGCUAGAGGUUGAUUUGAGCGAACACUCCGAUCACACUGACCAAAGUAUCGCUGAGAGCCUAUAUUCAGACACAACUAGACUCAAUCGGACGAUCGGCGCCAUAUCGAUUGACGAGAAAGAUCAUGACGAAGUCGAUCAUAAAAUUAAUUACGGACGAGAAUCCGAUAAACGUAAAUCUCAUACGCUACCUUCUCAGGGUUGUGUCAGUUCUCACGAGAGAUCGCUUACAGAAUCGAGAACGGUAGAUAUAAUACGCGACUGUUCGCCUUAUGAGCGCACUGGGCAUAAAAUGCACGUGGAGAACAGAUUACUGGGUAGAAUGAACUCGCUGGAUCAAGCCCACGAAGGCAGAGUUAGGAAUACUAGUGAGUCUAGUACUAGUGGUGUUAGCAGCUGCGACUCGUUUCUUGGGAAAUACGCUAUACCGGAUCGUGUAUUGACGUUAAGCCCUAUUCCCAGUUCCUCUAGUCUUUACGGUAUGAAGAGUACGAUAACUACGCAUCGGCCACGCCCCACUGAAAUCCAGCGACGUAUCUCUACAUCUAGUUUUACUGCCCCAGACGUAGCCAGCUCACCACCAACUCAAAAGGAUAUGAGCGGAUAUGCAACGAUACAAUCACUAAACAAACAUAGACGACCUCACGUGUCAGAAGGCGCCGCAACCAGUUCUAGUGACAUCGAUGAGCUUGUAUGGCUCCUACCGGACUUUAAUAGGCGUAAGCUGAACAGACCCUACUCCUCUGUAAGAGAGAGGUCUAAAACGCAACGAGAGAAAAUGGCCAAAUUCAACAUGGUUGAAGAGGAUUGGCGACCCUUGUGCCAACGUGAACGAGAAAAUGUAAGAAGCGGUGGAGCGGGUGGGGCGCGCGUCGGAACGUGCACUCCGCCCGUUGGUCCGCCGCCGCACUAUAUGGCUAUCUGCCUGCCGAGGGACCUAAGGCAGCUGUUUCCACUAGAAGAGAUCAAGGAUGAAAAUAUUGAUGCAGAGAAGACGCGUGUUAGACUAACUUCAUUUGCUGAUUGCAAUGUGACAAGUGACAAGCGAACCACUCCCGAAGUACAAACUACUGUUCAUAGGGAUUUCAGCACCAGUACAAUGCAACGACCGCCUCUACCAAUACCGACAGCUACUAACAAAAACGAGACCACGGACAAAAUAGUUACAGAUAAAUCGAAUACAGAGACUGAUAGAACAGAUGAUAAAAUGAUAUUUGCCAAGGAAGACGAGAUAAGUUACGUGAAAGAUAUCAGCUCGAGCACGCUCGUGGGCACGUUCAGCAGAGAGAGCAAACCCGGGAAAUGGAAACACGUGGCGCGGGACUGUCUAGUCUGUGUCAGAACUCGACCGCCCUCCUCUCACGAAUUGAGAGAAGCUUUCUUCGCAGACUUGGAAGGUACGAGUAUUUCCGAGGAGAGGGAAAGUCCGACGCCCAGCGAAUCGCAGCCGCAGGCGCAACUUUUGCACCACGUGCUCUUCAUGUCCAAUCCUAUUCAUUUCAAACAGACUCGUUCCGCACUGCUCUCCUUGAAGCAACGCCACCCGGACGUAUUCCGCAACGCGUGCGUAUAUUCGGACGUCUGCGGCCUUCUAUCCCGUGACACGUAUAUGCUGUGCGCCCGUCGUUUCCUGCAGGAGCUCUUUCUUGACACUAAUUUCGAAUGCUUUCCUACUGAACUGAGUGCUAUAUUCGCCCGUCAUAGUCAAGCCGCGCUUCUUUCACCCACCACACCCAAAAUAGACACGUAA